Molecule: messenger RNA, 4716 nt
Organism: Gregarina niphandrodes
Lineage: Eukaryota; Apicomplexa; Conoidasida; Eugregarinorida; Gregarinidae
Product: PP-loop protein
Exons: 1
Coding region: 1-4716 (1571 amino acids)
Source: RefSeq, a predicted model, not a curated record
AUGAGCAUAAGUCAGGGCCGGGAUUUGGAGGUGGUUUGUGGUUCGCUGGCUGAGCAGAUAGUGGGUGGGUAUGAGUCGAAUGUGUUGCAGACUCCGUUUGGGUUGCGUCGUUGCAUCUACGCGGACUUUACGGCGAGUGGGCGAGCGAUGCAGCCGAUUGAGGAGUACGUGAAGAGCGAAGUGUUGCCGUUGUACGGCAACGUCCAUAGCAAGUCAUCAGCAACUGCGCGGCAGUCGAGUUACUUCCGCGAGGAAGCACGUGAAAUCAUCCGCAACUAUCUACACGGUACGCAUGAAGACGCUGUCAUUUUUACGGGGAAUGGUGCUACGGGCGCCGCUGCCAGCUUUCUUGGCAUCCUGCAGAGGCAACACUGGAAGGUCUUGGAAGAGGAGUUGACAGAAACGCGGUGGCACACGUUUCUAUGCCGACCCUGCAAUUUGCAACUAGACGGCGAAGCGGCUGCCAAGGCACAUCUCAACUCGGAAGAGCACCGCCGUCGUGCGGCUGUGCCGGCAACUCAACGCACUGUGUCAGUACGUGUGGUCGUGUUCCUUAUCGACCCAACUCUGCACCACUCUUCCUUCCUACCGUUCAAGGAACUGGAGGACUACUACGACUGCAAGAGCCAAAGCUGGAUACACUUCCGCUAUGAGUAUCUCCGGACCGAGGACACCAUACUGGAUUUAGGCGACCUACAGCGCAAGCUGAACGCACUCGGCAAAGCCAGCGAAGAUAAAAAGGACGUAUGUCAGACUUACGUUUAUUGUAUCCUCAACGGCUGUAGCAAUGUGACUGGCUGCAAACUCGCCGUGAGUCCGACCAAUAGGCUGGUGCACGAAACUGCACGAAACUGGUCCUCUUUCCUGGCGUUCACUGUCUGGGAUCUUGCCAGCGCACUAGGCCAUACGGACAUUCGACUCAAUGCCGGGCCACUGGAACAUGUGGACGUCGCAUUCCUCUCCCCUCACAAGCUCCUCGGAGGCCCGGGGACCGCCGGGGUACUUUGUGUGAAGAAACGGUUCCUCAGCGGCGACCGACCCGGCACCGUCGGUGGCGGCGUCGUCCGCUUUGUCUCUAAGGAAACGCAGCUUUACUCACUCCACCGAGAAGAACGCGAGGAAGCAGGCACGCCCAACAUCGUGGCUUGCAUCCGCACUGGCAUGGUCUUCAAGCUAGCCAGCCUCGUCCCGCUGCCACUGACGGUGGCACGUGAAUCUGAGUUUGCGCACAUGCUCCUCAAUGCAUGGCAAAGAGAGAAACGCAUCCAGAUAUUAGGACCGGUUAUAUUACCCAGAUUUCCCGGUAACGUCAGUGUGGAAUCGGCCAGCAGAACUCUCAAAACCAUCGAGGAACACUACCACGGCACGCGCAAGUCAGUAAUUUCCUUGAUGAUCAAAUACGGGAACGAUCUUGAACGACAGCGACUUGAUGCGAGAGUUGUAGAGUCGGUAGACAACGAGGAGCAUGCCGGCGAAAUCGUCUCCUAUGGAAACAUGCAGAGUUCUGGAGGUCUGUACCUUCAUCACAAUUUCGUCUGUGCUGUCCUCAAUGACGUCUUUGGUAUACAAGCAAGACCGGGCUGCGCCUGUGCUGGCCCUCUUUCACACGAAGUUCUGGGCAUGAACGUUAACUCAGGAUCCAAUGCAGGAUCCAACGGAAGUUUGGUAGAUGAGUAUUUGAGAUGUUUAGAGUCAUCAGGACUCGAAAUAUUCAGACCGGGAUUUACCAGAAUUUCUGUUCAUUACUCUAUGACGAUUGACGAAAUCGAGACCAUUGUACAUGCAGUCAGUUGGGUGGCUAAGUUCGGCUGGAAACUGCUCCCAUACUACACCUUUAAACCCGAUACUGGUGAAUGGACUCAAAAUGUUGUAAAGCCGGACAAGUACCGAAAGUGGUUGAGCAACGUGCAAAUAUCUAACAAAGGAGUUGCGUGGGAUGACGGUAAAGUAGACAUUCCAGUUGAGACAAAAGGCAAGCGCAAAGACCCCAAAAAGCUCGUCGGGGCUGUAGCCAUGCCUGGUAUGACUGAAGCCAUGACCGCAAUGAAAGAAGUGUUGGCCAGACGGCGUGCCGCCGCAGAGAAGAGGGAAGAGGCGAGUAAGACUGGCGGAGAAGGUGAAGGUAGUGGUGGAGAAGGGAGUGGUGGAGAAGGUACUGGUUGUGAAGGUACUGGUUGUGAAGGUACUGGUUGUGAAGGUACUGGCGGAGAAGGCACAACCUGCAAUCAAGCGGCGGCGAACCGAGAGGCGGCCAACCAAGCGACGGGUGCUGAACAAAAGGCGACGGCGGCCCAGAAGCCAGUAAAGGAAGCGAAGCCCAAAUCUGUGGCUGAGAUUCGGAAGAUGCUGGAACAGCAAACUGCGGGUAGUGGGAAGGCACCGAGCGUGAAGGCGCUGGCGUCAGCCUUUGAGAAGAAGACGCCUCCGGGGCGGGCGAAGACUUUCACGGACGGCUUUAUGGCGAAGGCGUCAGAGGGCCCCACUCCGGUGAAGCGGCGGGGCUCGGCAAAGAUGGGCGAAGAGGAGGACCUGGUUCCGCGGCCUGCGCUCAAGUCGACACUGCCGCGCACCGAGUCCCGUGCUGGAGAACCUCGAGCCGUGGAAUCCUCAAGGGACUCCUUGUCCUCGCUGAAGCAGAGUACCUCUUCUAAAGACCUGGCCUCGCUGUCUGUGGGCAAUUCGGUCCUGUCCAAGGUGGGAGCGCUCUCCCUCUCAAAGGGCUCCAAAACCGUUUCUCGCGACUCCGCAGGUUCCUCCAAAGGAUCCAAGGGGUCCUCAGCCAAGCUCGGCUCUAAACUGUCCAGAGGCGACUCGAUUCAGUCCAAGGACUCUUCGCUCAAAGACUUGUCCUUCAAGGGCUCCAGCUGCAAGGCCGGCAGUUCCUAUUACGAGGACACCAAGAGCGUAGAGAGCAAGAGCGUAGAGAGCAAGAGCGUAGAAAGCAAAGACAAAGGCGAGAAUGUACCUGAGGAGCGAAGUGGCGUCGGGAGUCGGCACGGAAGCUUCAGCGCUCGGUCCGGAGGUAAGCGACGCGGUAGCAAGAACUCUCUCGGGAGUUUCGAAGAGAAGAGCGCAGAGCAUGUUCGUUGUAAGACUGUGGCGGCUAAGGACGAGACUACAAAUGCAAAGGACGAGAAGGCGGGAGUGAAGGGCGAGGAGGAAGACCAAGAGAACGUGAUGUUGGAGAGCGACGAGAUUCGUUUAGCUAUUGAGCGUACGGAGAUGCAGGAGGCGCCUCGGGAGUUGCAAGAGUACUACGAUCGAGCACACGAUCUGAUUACGGCCUUGGAAUCGGGGCGUGCGUGUAGUUUGUUCAGCAAGAACCGUCAGGGACAUAGUCCGCCGCUACCGGCGGAGUAUGCACACUUGUUGUGGUUCGCACUUCCGGGCGACGCAAUAUACUCAAUGGGUUUAUGCGGCGGAGACCUACCUAAUGAGGGUGAGCCGGCGGUGGCCUCCAAACCUUCAGAUCUGGGCUACCCGAUUUGGACUGGCGAGAAGCCGGCGACGAGACCAGUACAUUCGCCGUUCGAAGCGAAGCGGUUCCCUGCCCGUAUUAUUUCAGCUGGAGAAGGGUUGUCAGCUACGUCUCAUAGUGCGGAUGCAUCUAAGCCGUUGGAGCCGUCGGAACUGCUGAACUGGAUGAAGUCAAUCAGACACCCGUCAGCCAUGCCGAAGGAAACAGGUGACGAGUCAGACAUGGUAAUGGAGGUUUCGCCCUCCGUGGGCCAUGGCUCCGAGCUCGUCAGCAACGGCUCCAUUAUCAGCGACGCGAUCCGUCGCGAUGGAGAUGUGCCCGAGGAGGAGGAGGACUGCUCCUCGUCGCGUUCCGACCUGGACGCGGGCGCGGCCGGUCCGACUCCCGGCGUAGUCGUGUUCCCGCGGAGUUUAAGACGGAAAGUAGGCGAGGCGGUACGGCAGUUCGACAUGAUUGCGGCGGGCGACCGUAUCUUGGUAGGGUUAUCGGGCGGUAAGGAUUCGUUGACGAUGUUGCAUCUGUUGAUGGAUAUGCAGAAAAGGUCUCCGGUAAAAUUCGAAUUGGCGGCGGCCACUGUGGAUCCACAGACGUUGGAAUAUGACCCAUCGCCGCUGGUCCCGUAUUUGGCAUCUUUAGGUGUAGAAUAUCAUCUGUUAAGUUACCCUAUAAUGGAUUUGGCGAAGCUUAAGAUGGAGGGUGAUUCAUUAUGUGCUUUCUGUGCAAGAAUGAAACGUGGGAUACUAUACUCAUGUAUGCGGCAGCACAAGUAUAACAAGUUGGCGUUGGGACAGCAUCUGGAUGACAUUGCCGAAAGCUUCCUUAUGAGUGCUUUCUAUAACGGGUCUCUUAAUACUAUGAAGGCUAACUACCAGACCAUAGUUAAAGAGUAUGAAGACUACCCACAAUCAGGACAAGGUGAAUGCAAGAUACAAAUCAUCAGACCUCUCGUAUUCGUCCGUGAACGAGACCUCGCUUCCUUCGCAGCCGACCACCAAUUACCCGUCAUCGCAGAUAACUGUCCCGCCUGUUUCAAAGCACCCAAGGAACGUCUCCGUAUGAAGCAUAUGCUCGCCGCACAGGAAUUCGAACACCCAGCAACCAUGAGCAACAUCAAAAAAGCCGUACUACCACUACUAGCCGUCAGCCAUACCGACAAGACCAAAAAGGUGUUCAUAGAAACGCUCAUGCCCCAAGAUGAAUGCGGUGGCAUGUGCUCAAGACAAAACGCAAACAACUAA